Molecule: messenger RNA, 3132 nt
Organism: Penicillium canariense
Lineage: Eukaryota; Fungi; Ascomycota; Eurotiomycetes; Eurotiales; Aspergillaceae
Product: serine/threonine-protein kinase
Exons: 2
Coding region: 1-3132 (1043 amino acids)
Biological process (GO): protein phosphorylation; intracellular signal transduction; negative regulation of glycogen biosynthetic process
Cellular component (GO): cytosol; nucleus; cytoplasm
Molecular function (GO): protein serine/threonine kinase activity; ATP binding
Source: RefSeq, a predicted model, not a curated record
AUGAUGACCGCUUCCACGCGGGCCACUCCUUCGCCUCGCUCGAGGUCCUCAUCUCGAGCGCAUACCAGUCGCAUCUCCAUGAGCCAGAAUUUUGGUGAUCUGGAGGACCUUCACCGAUUCCCGCUGGAGUCAUUGCAUUCAUUUUCUUUUGCCCAGCAAUCGGAAGAGUUGCUGCACAGCCGACAAAACAUCUUGAAGAGAUCGAUCGAUUUCAUGCGCGACCGCAUGGGCUGGGCAGCCACCAAUGCUGCCAUCGCUAACGCGCAGGCGAAUAUGAGCAGUGACUCGGAUAUCCAGCAUAUGAUGGAUCUUUUGGCUCGAGCUCGAGUGCUGGACGAGGAAAAUGCCACGCACCUGCGAGGACCCACAACUGGACCUGCAGAUGUGAAUGGCGACAACAUCUUUGAAAAGGCCUUUUCGGACCGUGGUUCGUCUCCAAUCGGUACUCGCGAUGCGCUUCAGGAACAGUUCCCUCCCACAGGCUCACAGGCAACUUCCGAAAGCUCCCAGAUGCUGAGCGCUGUCCCCGGUGAUCGUCUCCCGCAAUCCAGGAAGGACCUGAUCUCAGCACCGUCAUCCCGGCGCGUAAGCUUAAAACGUACAUACACGGACCUCACCUCCGCCUCACUCAAAAGCAAGCUGAUGGACACUCUAGCGCAACCCUACGCCUCCACGGAUCCCUUCGUCUCUCUGGCCUCAUCAACUGCUGGAUUGGGCUUUCCGAUCCCUUCUGCCCUGCACACCCACAGCAGCAAAUGGACCCCCGUCUCCCAGGCCGUCUUUCGGACCGAAGCCCAGGCACCAUGGACUAUCCUUGCAGCCAACGACCUCUCAUGUCUUGUAUUUGGGGUCACCCAAUCCGAGGUCCGCCGGCUCAGUAUCCUAGAGGUCGUACAGAAAGAGCACAGGCAGUGGCUCGAGACCAAGCUUCGGGACCCCAGCACUGAUGCCACAGCCCGCGCGCCACUUCAGCCGGAGAGACCCAAUAUCCGCGCCGUAAACCCUAAGUUCCGAGGGUUGGGGAACGGGGUGACGGCACAAUUGCUCAGUAAACCUUCCUCACGCGAGAAGUCUCGGAGAGCACAGACCGAUGAUGGAUAUGGCUCCAGCACGAGAAAUAACCGCAAUGCGAACCACCCAGCCAACAAAUCGCGAGGUGUUUUGCUGUGUGGCGAUGUGGUGCCUAUUCAGAAGCGCAAUGGCGCCAAAGGAUCGGCUAGCGUCUGGGUUAUGGAGAAGCGUGGUGGUCUGAUCUGGGUAUUGGAAGAGAUCACGGAAAACAUCGCCUCUGUCCGGUGUGAUGAUUCUUGGAGAGUGGUUGAGGCCCGGGGAGACAUUGACAAGAUCUGGGGCUCGCAGGUAGUUCGCACUGGUCAGUCGAUAACCGAACUUUUACCACGUUUGCCGUCCGAGUCUCUCGAAACAUCACCCGAGGAGGGACUAGACAGGAUCGUCGCGUUGAAGCAUUUUGCCGCCCGGACUGCUGCUGGAGUGUGCAUUCCAGUGACCAUCGGGCGAGGGGACGAAAGUCAAACUUUGCAGGUGUCAAGUUUUCCCCAUGUCGCAGGGAUGAUGGUGUUGUCAUCCUCGACUUUGAAUGUUAUCAGCUCGAACCCUGUCUUUUGUUCAGCACUGUUCGGCCAAGACCGCCCCGAAGGACGCAACAUUACUGAGCUGGUGCCAGGGUUCGAUGAGAUCUUGGAUGUGUUAACCGAGGAGGACAACGUGCCAUUGGUGGAUGGCAUUGUGAUCCCUGAACACAGUUUCCGUCGGGCGCGAACGCUGUCCAUUCUCCGUGAUGGUAAGGCCAAUGCAGCAUCUGUUUUUACUGAACCUAGUGGCUUGCUGGCCAAACAUCGGGACGGUUCCACCAUCGUCGUUGACAUUCAAUUGCGCGUGGUCAAGAGCGGCACUUUCUUCUCCAAGGAACAUGUGGAGAGGCUUGAGGAGCGCUCAAGCGACUCAGAGGACAGCGACGAUACCAUCGCCGUGACUGAGCUGGUCUAUGCCUUGUGGGUCACAUACUCACGGCAAAUCCACGCUGCCGGACCCGCGGCCAACCUGUCAUCCUCGUCACUGCCCUCUUCGAAGGCCCCCUCCCCCGCACCGGGGGUCCCACCCCUGUCGGACCACCCGUCUGCGAGCGACACUGGUCAUCAAACUCCUGAUACCAGCAAGACUUCUGUGGAAAUUCAAACCCCGAGUUCCACGCUUAGCCAACAGCUCAGCGAGGCGGCCUCUGAGCCACUCACCGAUCGGCCCGUGCAGCCGGUUUCCGAAGUGAAGCCUGCCGGCGCCAAGAAGGAGACGCCACAGAAGCGCACGAUCAGCGACUAUGUGAUAUUGGAGGAGAUGGGACAAGGUGCUUACGGGCAGGUCAAGCUGGCGCGGCUGAAGAAGCAGCCCAACAAGAAGAUGGUGCUGAAGUUUGUCACAAAGAGGCGGAUUCUGGUGGAUACAUGGACUCGCGACCGACGGCUGGGCACUGUGCCACUGGAGAUCCACGUUCUCGACUUCCUGCGCCGCGAUGGAUACAAGCACUCCAACAUUGUGGAGAUGGAGGGCUUCUUCGAGGACGAUAUCAACUACUAUAUUGAAAUGAUCCCGCACGGACUCCCCGGCAUGGAUCUGUUUGACUAUAUUGAACUCAGGGCCAACAUGGAUGAAUCGGAGUGUCGAAAUAUUUUCAAGCAGGUUGUUAGUGCCAUUCAUCAUCUGCACACCAAGGCGCUGGUGGUGCACCGCGACAUCAAGGAUGAGAACGUGGUGUUGGAUGGUGAUGGCCGGAUCAAGUUGAUAGACUUUGGCAGCGCGGCCUAUAUCAAAAACGGACCGUUUGAUGUCUUUGUGGGAACGAUAGAUUAUGCCGCCCCUGAAGUCCUACAAGGCAAAUCCUAUCGCGGCAAGGAGCAGGACAUCUGGGCCCUGGGUAUCCUGCUCUACACGAUUGUUUACAAGGAGAACCCUUUCUAUAACGUCGACGAAAUCUUGGACCACCCGCUCCGCAUUCCAUUCCUCCCCUUCUCCGAAGCCUGCAUCGACCUAAUUCGCAAAAUGCUGGACCGCGACGUCGACAACCGUCUGACCAUCACCGAGGUGCUUGAGCACCCGUGGCUGGCCGAGGAGGACUGA